Molecule: messenger RNA, 2670 nt
Organism: Grosmannia clavigera kw1407
Lineage: Eukaryota; Fungi; Ascomycota; Sordariomycetes; Ophiostomatales; Ophiostomataceae
Product: ABC multidrug transporter mdr1
Exons: 5
Coding region: 1-2670 (889 amino acids)
Biological process (GO): transmembrane transport
Cellular component (GO): membrane
Molecular function (GO): ATP binding; ATP hydrolysis activity; ABC-type transporter activity
Source: RefSeq, a predicted model, not a curated record
AUGGCUGUCGACGCAUCCGACCAGAGCGAGUCGCACGAUUCUACCAGGUUUAACAACGUUGAUGCUGCGUCCGAGGAGAAAUCAAUUGAGGAAGGGGUGAUGGCACUGACGCCAAACCACGAGGAUGUAUUGAAAGAUCAAAUCACCGGUCCUGUGACCUGGCAGGGCUCCGUCCGCUUUCUAUUGAGUUGCACUAGCACUAUCGAUGGACUUGUGCUGGGAUCGAGCGCCGUUGCGGCCAUAAUAGGAGGUGCAGCAACCCCCUUUGCAAUGCUUCUAUUGGGAAACAUGGGACAGUCCUUUCGCGGCUUUUUCAUGGGGCACACGACGCUUGACAAGUUUAGCGAUGAAGUCGCUAACAUCAGUCUUCUCUACGUCUACCUGGCAAUCGUGGAGUUUUCUGCCAUAUACUUUGCGACGGUUGGUUUCACCAUGGCGGGAGACCGAAUUGCUCAACGCGUCCGGGAGAAAUAUUUGGCUGCUGUCCUGCGUCAAAAUAUUGCUUACUUUGACGGUCUUGCCAUCGGCGAAGUCAACACGCUUCUGGAUGGUGUCGAUAUUUCUACACAGGACGUCUCAUGGCUAAGACAGAAAAUUGGCCUUGUUGAGCAAGAUCCGACUCUCUUUUCAACUUCCGUUUAUGAAAACAUUCGCUUUGGCCUUGUCGGAUCGGCUCAUGAGAACCUCGAUGACGCUGCAACACAGAAGUUGGUGGAAGAUGCAGCAAGACUUGCCGACGCCUACGACUUUAUCAUGGCUUUGCCCGAGGGGUUUUCAACAAACGUGGGAGACUCUGGAUCUCUCAUAUCUGGUGGCCAGAAGCAAAGGAUUGCUAUUGCAAGAGCCGUCAUAGGCGAUCCGAGGAUAUUGCUUUUAGACGAGGCAACCUCCGCGCUAGAUGCAAAUGCGGAGCGUCGCGUUCAAAGAGCUCUAGAGAAUGCAUCUAAAGGACGAACGACGAUUUCGAUUGCCCACAGACUGUCGACCAUCACUCGAGCAGAUAACAUUCUUGUCAUGUCCGAGGGCCGCAUCGUUGAACAAGGCUUACACACAACCCUCAUGGAGUACGACGGCAUCUAUUCCAAACUGAUCCAACAUCAGAGUGUUCAAGACCCAGGAAGGAACAGAACCGAAGUUGAUGUCCCACUACAAGAAGGAGUGGACAAGGAUGUGUCUCCCAGGCACUCCGAAUUGAUCAAACAGUCUACUGGGUCUACCGCCACAAUACUUGAAGAAAAGACUACUGCGAGUUCUAUCUGGAGCUUGGCUCUCUUUGUUUUCGGUCUCAACCCUAAGGGCCGGACGUUGAUUCUUCUGGGCGCCUUGUUUUCCAUCGUUGCCGGGGCGAGUCAUCCAGCACAAUCCGUUUUCCUCGCCAAGAUCAUCGCCGCCCUGUCUCAAAAUCCAUCCGAGCAUAAAAAUGUGCGUGAAGAGGUUGAUUUUUGGAGUUGGAUGUACUUUAUGAUUGGCUUCACCACCGUUGGCGGGUGGCUAGGGCAAGGCGUUUGUCUAGCGUAUUACUCGCAACGACUUACACACAUUGCUCGUGUCAAGGGGCUUGAUACAGUACUGCACCACGACAUUGGCACAUUUUCCCGCAACGACCACUCUACUGCCGCUCUCACCAGCAUUCUCUCGACAAGCGCCUCCAGUCUCCAGGGCCUAUCAGGUGCAGUUCUCGGGACACUCCUUGUAGUUCUGACGGUUCUGGUUGCAGGAUUCGCCCUCUCGACAGCCAUCGGAUGGAAGCUUGCUCUUGUCUGCGCGACGACAACCCCAAUCCAGAUUGCAUGUGGUAUCAUUCGCUUGAAAUGUGUCGCCAUGCUCGAGGGCCACUCUCGCCAGGUCUACGAAUCGUCUGCCAUCUAUGCAUGCGAGUAUGGUUCCAACAUCCGCACUGUUGCAGCACUUACGUUGGAAAGAACCAUACAAAAGACCUACCAUCGACUUCUUGAAAUGCAGCGGAAGAAAUCUCUGCUAUUGGUCAGCCAAUCUUCGCUACUUUAUGCAGCAUCGCAGUCGUUGAACUUCUUGUGUGUCUCGUUGACAUUUUGGUAUGGUAGUCGGCUAGUGACAACGGAAGGGUACACCAUGUUCCAGUUCUUCGUCUGCUACACAGCCAUCAUAGCUGGAUCCUUCUCAGCGGGAGCCAUCUUCUCGUUUGCACCGGAUAUCGGGAAGGCGAGGGACUCGGCUGAGCGUAUGCAGGCUCUGUUCUGUGAACCGGUCAACAUUGAUGUACGAGAAGACGGAGGGUCCUCGUUUGACAAUACAGAUGGGACAAUCGAGCUUAAAAAUGUGUCUUUCCGGUACCCCAGUCGUCCCGAACACAUGGUACUCGACGAUAUUAAUAUUACAAUCCUAUCUGGUAAGUAUAUCGCCUUAGUCGGAUCCAGCGGCAGCGGCAAAAGCACAAUUAUAUCGCUUCUUGAGCGUUUCUUCGACCCGGACGAUGGCCAGGUGUUUUUCGGAUCUCAGAACAUCAAGGAUCGGAACUUGAGAAACUAUCGCCGACAGCUAGCUCUUGUGAGUCAAUCGGCGACUCUUUUUGACGGCACGAUACGCGACAACAUUAUCUUUGGCGUGGAGGACGAGAACUUCAGCGAAGAGGCCGUUAUGCAAGCCUGCAAAGAUGCCAAUAUUUUGGAUUUCAUAUCUUCUCUGCCGUAA